AUGAUGUCGGAACAGUUUGCCGACAUGUUCUCGCACUUGACUGGAACGAUGGGGCGUAGCCAAGUACCACAGCCAAAAUUGCGUCGCGGUGCUACUUACGUGCCUCUUGGUGAGGACGAGGAGGAUGCCGAUAUCAGUGAAUUUCUUGAUGAUGUGUUUGAUCGUCUCCCUGCUGGUCGGGGCCGCGACGACUGGCUGAGGGUUAUACCCUUGCCGAAGGAACCGCCUGCGCCGUACGACCCUCGGGUGGAGUCACCAAAUAUGAUGCCGAGCCGCGUUGAGCCGGUUGACUACCUUUGCAAAUGUACGGGAAGCGUCGAAGCUAUAGGAACAGAGAGUGCAAGUGCAGUGGAAUUACAAGGCCCCACAAUCGCCGUAAAAGAGCGACUCGUGCAGUGGAAUCCAGCGUCCCUCAAAUAUCCACAGGACGAGGCCUACGCGAAGCGAGAUUUUCCAAACUGGCUCGAGUACUUUGGUAGCGAUGUGAUCGCUACCGAUAACGAUAAGACGAAGAAGAGUCGAUUGAUGCGCUAUUUCUUCCCGAAAGCGAAACAAGCCAAAGCAAGCAUUUUUGAAGUCAAGCGGAAACAACUAGUGACGCCGAACUCAGAGCAGCCGGGAACAACAGUAGACGUCGUAGAGGUGGAAUACAAGCUUUCCCCGACCGAAGCCGAACCUGGUGCAAUUGCAAAAGAAGGUAGCUUCAAGUUGAUAAAGGCACCGAGACCCAACAAGCAGGAUCCAGACUUUCAGGAAGAGUACAUAAAGCCGAUGCUGAUGUUGGAGUUCCAGGACGAGGACGCAGAAACUCCAAAAACCGGCCCCAUCAGUUUUCGCCUCUUCGAGAAAAUCAGCGCAACUACGACCGCUUCAGCUGUGACACUCUCAACUGUUACCUUUAAGCACAUCUUUUUGCGUUGUGGUUAUGACGCAAAAAAAUGAUAAGCAGAUACAACUUCUUGAUUGGGUUUAUUGCUUCGGCUUUAUUAGUUUGCUCAAAAAGUAAAAGUAUGCGGCUCGGCAGUAUGAUACUGCCAAGCCACAUACUUUUACUUUUUGAGCAAAAUAAUGUAGCUUUUUUGCCGCCUGCGUGAGCCUGGCAUGAUGCAAAAGGCGAUCGAGGGAGAUUUCUGUUUUGCAUUGUCAGAAAUCGCCAAAAACCUGUAACACCUGAAGUCGUCACAUCAGCUGGGGAUCUCAUACACUUGCUAAAGGAAAAGGAGAGCAGCAUUGCGAAGUUACUCCGGGAGGCGUUCAUGAUCGGCUACAAUCCUUCAGUACGUUCUGGAAAGCGUGUUUCUGCUAGGAACAUACCCCCGCCGGGGACAAGCUGGGUUUUCAAAGGACGCGAGACGGAGAAGGAGAAGGCGAGCGCAUUGGAAGUUACUUCAGCGGCCGCCGUCGGCGCUGUUUUGAAGAUAGACGAAGAAAUCAUAGAUGACAGUCUCGAUGCGCUCAUAAAAGAUAAAGAUUUUAUUUUAUCUCAGUCUCGACAGCAACGAAUCAGGAAAAUAAACGAUGGCCUACGUGCUGCGGAACAGACGCGCCCUUCCUUCCGCUCAGAAGACCGCUUGAAGAUGAAGUUGCUUCAGAACGCCGCAUCCACAAUGAUCGAGGUUGUCAAAGAGCAGGUCAACGAGGAAAAAGAACAGAACGUGCGCACCGAAUCGAGGGUUUUGGCUGUAACUUGCCACAAUGCAUGCCUCAACCUCGUGCGCGACGCCGAUGGACAAGAAGGCGGCAUACGCGGCACCUUUAAAAGUACAGCUCCGAACAUGAUCCGCUCCGCCCUCGUUCCCUUUUCAGCAACAGCCCUCGCGUCCCAGGAAACCAUCAACGACAGGGUCCAAUCGUAUUUACGAAUCAAUCCCAGUCCCGAUAAAGAGCCGAGCCAGUUCACUUCGCAUUUAUUGGUUCCAGACAGGCCGGGAGGGAGCCUGACUAAUGUGCUCACGUAUAUAGGGCUUUUGAGGCCAGGUUCUUCAGGCUCGCUGGCACACGUCGCCACGCUCAAUGGCGGAAAAGUGAACAGUCUCACUUAAAUAAAGUUUGGCACGUGAUUCCGCGAAAUCAAACUUCGAAUCAUGAAGCUGCAAAUUAAUAU
Amoebophrya sp. A120 is the source of this 2104-nucleotide messenger RNA. Lineage: Eukaryota; Dinophyceae; Syndiniales; Amoebophryaceae. The record is from the annotation of a GenBank genome assembly.